AUGAUCUUAAUCUACGAAACCGUCAGUAUCUAUCCCAGUCAGUGUCAUUUCUCAUCUACGCAGCGAAAGGCAAUCUGCACGUCAUCAUACGGGUUCCUACCUGAGGUAACACAAGUACAAUGGGAGCAUGCUUCUCACGUCAUCGAGGGUCGUCAUCAAAUGACGGCCAUAGUGACGAUGUAUCUGGUGAACAAUGCUGGCGAUCGGGAGGCGCAUAAUAUGGUGGAACAUGCGACUCCAGCUCGCGUAGCUCAACCAGACAAGGAAAUCUUGGUAGCACUAUAUGCGUAUGACUCUCGAGCCGAUGGCGAUCUUAGCUUCAAAAAGAAUGAUAUCAUGUAUCUGCUAGAUCAGAGCAACUGUGAUUGGUGGUAUGUACGUCAUCAACGAACCGGAAAUACUGGAUAUGUGCCAAGAAAUUUUGUCGCCAAACAGCAAACGAUCGAGAGCGAAGAAUGGUAUGCUGGGAAAAUCCCACGAAAUCGAGCCGAGCGGCUGGUAUCGGCGAAUAACUUACCAAAAGGAACCUUCCUUAUCCGUGAGAGAGAAGCGGACGGACGAGAAUUUGCGCUGACCAUCCGGGAUUCUGAUGACAUUCGUGGUUCUGUAAAGCAUUACAAGAUCAAACGACUCGACCAUGAUCAAGGCUUUUUCAUCACUACUAGGAGAACAUUCCGAACCCUGCAAGAACUCGUCGCUUACUAUUCCGAGAUGGCCGAUGGGUUAUGUUGCCAAUUAACAUUUCCUGCUCCUCGAAUUGCUCCUACUCGUCCAGAUCUUAGUCAUGAUACUCAACAAAAUUGGGAAAUCCCUAGGAAUCAAUUGCAGUUGAAGAGAAAACUUGGUGAUGGAAACUUCGGCGAGGUUUGGUAUGGAAAAUGGCGCGGAAUCGUCGAAGUUGCUAUUAAGACCAUGAAACCAGGAACGAUGUCUCCGGAGGCUUUCUUGGGUGAAGCGCAAAUCAUGAAACAAUGCGAUCAUCCCAAUUUGGUUAAACUUUAUGCUGUCUGUACCAAAGAAGAACCCUUCUAUAUCAUCACGGAGUACAUGUGCAAUGGCUCACUUCUUCACUACCUGAGGAACGAAGGUGCCGCUUUAGGAAUUCAAGCAUUGGUCGAUAUGGCGGCACAGAUCGCAAAUGGCAUGAUGUAUUUGGAAGAGCGUAAACUGGUACAUCGAGAUUUGGCCGCAAGAAAUGUCCUUGUAGGAGAAAAGAUCAGCGGUGUCCCAGUUGUCAAGGUAGCCGACUUUGGUCUCGCUCGAAAACUGAUGGAAGAAGAUAUCUAUGAAGCGCGAACAGGCGCGAAAUUCCCUAUCAAAUGGACAGCUCCAGAAGCAGCUACGUGCGGCAACUUCACUGUUAAGAGUGAUGUGUGGUCGUACGGUAUUCUCCUAUACGAAAUUAUGACCAAAGGACAAGUGCCUUACCCUGGCAUGCAUAAUCGCGAAGUGGUCGAACAAGUGGAAAUUGGUUACCGGAUGCCAAUGCCGCGCGGCUGUCCCGAACAAAUAUAUAAUGAGGUGAUGCUGAAAUGUUGGGACAAAGUACCAGAACGAAGACCGACCUUCGAUCACCUAUUCCACUUUUUCGACGAUUAUUUCGUAUCAUCGCAGCCGAACUACGUUCCACCAAGUGUCUAACGCCAAUUAAGUGUUCUCUAGCCUAUUUUCAUAUCUCUUUCAUUCUCUUCUCUAUUCUAUUCUACUUUUCUUUCACUUAUUUCCGUUUCACCUCAUACUUAACAUGCUUUUUCUAUACAAUUGUUGGGUUUCUAUGUCUGAACUGUCGCAUGUCGACUGCCGACUACUACAAUACUUCGGAUCACAAAAUAAUGCACUUCUCACGCUACCACAUGCAAGGGCUACGAUAGUCGAACCAGCGUGCACAAUGCUUCUCCAUAUAUUUUGCUAUUCUAUGUAUAUAUUGAGCAGUUCUUCGUUUAUUUGCGUAUGCGCUCCACUCGCUGCUGCCGCUGGUGCUGCCCGUUCCCUGCGAAACGGUUACUUGCAUAUUUUACCCACUCAUGUACUUGUCAGUUGUGUUUUCUUUUUUUAUUCCAAUUAGCCAUUGACGAACAAGCGUUCGCCUGUGAAUUGUGUGCAUUUUUUAACGUUGCCGACUUAUCCUCGAUCAAUUUGUGUUUGUUACGUGUUUUUUAUGCUCGAGAUGUUGAGUGAUGUUGUCGGAUAGAAGAAAUUAAUAUUGACAGAUGUUUGUUGUCGAGUACGAUAAGAUGUGCUACAUUUGGU
This is a messenger RNA of Cylicocyclus nassatus, 2250 nucleotides long. The record is from the annotation of a GenBank genome assembly. Lineage: Eukaryota; Metazoa; Nematoda; Chromadorea; Rhabditida; Strongylidae.